GAUUUGGUUACUAUCCAUUAGUAUUCAACAACUACAACAACAACAACAACACAUAAUGGAUUAUCAUAAUCUAUCAUUAUUGUUGGUGGCUCUAUUAUCUGUGACCAUAUUCACAACAAUUCAACAAUCUGAAUCGGUUGUUAUUAAAGUGGAAAAUCUACCAGAACGUUGUGAUUAUUCACAAUGUCCAAAAUGGGAUCCUAAUGAUAUUAAUGUACAUUUGGUGGCCCAUACACAUGAUGAUGUUGGUUGGUUAAAAACGGUGGAACAAUAUUAUUAUGGCCUAAAAAAUGAUAUUCAACGUGCCGGAGUGCAAUAUAUUUUGGAUACAGUAAUUGAAGAAUUAAUACGUAAUAAACAACGACGUUUUAUUUAUGUUGAGAUUGCAUUCUUUUGGAAAUGGUGGCAAGAACAAGAUGAAGAUCAACGUAUGAUCGUACGAGAAUUAGUACGUACUGGACAAUUGGAAUUUAUUAAUGGUGGCUGGUCAAUGCCAGAUGAAGCAGCAACACAUUAUAAUUCACUUAUUGAUCAAUCUACAUGGGGUCUAAGACAAUUGAAUGAUACAUUCGGUAAAUGUGGUCAUCCAAAAGUAACAUGGCAAAUUGAUCCAUUUGGUCAUUCCCGGGAAAUGGCUAAUCUUUAUGCACAGAUGGGUUAUGAUGCAUUAUUUUUUGCACGUCAAGAUUAUCAAGAUCGUGAAAAUCGUAUGACAAAUCGUAAAUUGGAACAUGUAUGGCAAGGAUCAGAUGAUCUUGGUACUGCUGGUGAUAUAUUCACUGGUAUGAUGUUUAGUGGUUAUGGACCUAUUGAAUUCAAUUGGGAUAUAACAAAUGGCCCCGAAGAUGCUGUUGUUGACAAUCCUGAGUCAGAAGAAUAUAAUGUUCCGGAUAAAAUACGACGUUUUGUGGAAAAAGCAAAAUAUUUUGCACAGUAUUAUGCAACAAAUCAUUUUAUGUUUCCAAUGGGUACGGAUUUUCAAUAUGGUGAUGCACAUACAUGGUUUAAAAAUCUGGAUAAAUUGAUCAAAGCUGUAAAUAAUGCUGGAAAAGGUGUUCGGGCAUUCUAUUCAACACCAUCAUGCUAUGCACGUGCAUUAUAUGAAACGAAUCGUACUUGGACCACGAAAACAGAUGAUUUUUUUCCCUAUGCAUCAGAUGAACAUGCAUAUUGGACUGGAUAUUUCACCAGUAGACCGGCUUUAAAACGUAUGGAACGUAUGGGCAAUAAUCUAUUACAAGCAUGUAAACAAUUGGAUAUUUUGGCCGGAAAUGAUGGACGUUUUGAAAUGAAUAUAACAAGAUUACGUGAAGCAAUGGGUGUCAUGCAACAUCAUGAUGCUGUAACCGGAACGGAAAAACAACAUGUUGCAUUUAAUUAUGCAAAAAUGUUAGAUUCAGCAAUGCAACAAUGUCGUCAUGUAAUUAGUGAAUCAUAUCGAAAGUUAUUUCCAACACAAACAAAAGAACAGCAUGAAUUUUGUCCAUAUUUAAAUAUAAGUUCAUGUCCUUCAACAGAAAUGGGUGAAUCACGUACGAUACAUCUUUAUAAUCCACUUGGUCAUCGUUUAGUGAAUCGAACAAUACGUGUACCUGUAAAGGAUGGUUAUUAUUAUCAAGUUCGUGACCAAAAUGAUCAUUCAAUACCUGCUGUUUUGAUAUCAAUACCAGAAUUUGUUCGUAAAAUUCCUGGACGUAAAAGUGUGGCCACAAAAGAAUUAGUAUUCCGUGUACCUAUUAUUGAAUCACUUGGUAUACGUAGAUUUCAUAUGAUUGCCACUAAAGAAAAACAACAGGAUUCAGCUGUUGAAAUCCAAGGAGAAAAAUUUGUUGGUCAUAAAGGACAACGAUUUCAACUUAAAGAUGGUUUGAUUAUUGAAUUUGAUUCGAAUGGAAAAAUCGCAACAAUGAUUCGAAAUAAUCAAUCGAUAUCGAUAUCGAAUGAAUUCCGUUUGUUUCAUGGUGCUGAUAUUGGUCGUCAUUCAGGUGCCUAUAUUUUCCGUCCAAGUGAACAGAAAACUUUUCCUGUCACAGAAAAAAUGGAAGCAACAUUGUAUGUAGAUCAAAAAUUCGGUAUCGUUCAAGAAGUACAUCAACAAUUUGAUUCAUUUGUUGGUCAAAUCAUACGAUUGGAUAAACAAGGUGAUUAUGUGGAAUUUGAUUUUGUUGUUGGACCAAUUCCAGUGGAUGAUCUAAUUGGUAAAGAAAUCAUUACACGAUAUAGUACGAAUCUUGCAAAUGAUGAAACAUUCUUUACCGAUUCAAAUGGUCGACAAAUGUUACGAAGACGUUGGAAUUAUCGUCCAUCAUGGAAAUAUGAAAUCGAAGAACCAGUAUCGGGUAAUUAUUAUCCGGUUAAUUCACGUAUUGCUAUUCGUGAUGAUAGAAAAUCAUUGCAGAUGACAAUUAUGACUGAUCGAUCACAAGGUGGUUCAUUAUCACCUGAACAAAUUAAUGGCAGCGUUGAUCUAAUGGUACAUCGUCGUUUAUUACAUGAUGAUUAUUUUGGUGUCGAUGAACCAUUAAAUGAACCAGGUGUUGAUGGUCAUGGCUUAGUUAUACGUGGCAGACAUUUAUUACUAUUAGAUACAUUGGAAAAAGCUGCCGAAAAACAUCGUCCACUUGCACAGGAAAUGUUUAUGGAGCCAAUUAUUAGUUUUACAUCAUCGAUGGAGAAAAAUCAGCCAAUAUAUAAGGGAUUAACGAAAGAUCUGCCUGGAAAUGUUCAUCUUCUUACCCUGGAACAAUGGCAUUCAAAACGUUAUCUAUUACGUCUUGAACAUUUUUAUCAACGUUUUGAAGAUCCAUCAUUGAGUAAACCAGCCACUGUAUCGUUACGCCAUUUAUUUCAAUCAUUUGAAAUAACUGCCGUUGAAGAAUUAACGCUUGGUGCAAAUCAACCGAUAUCAGCGUUGAAAAAUCGUUUACAAUAUCGUUAUAUUAGACCAUUAAAUGAGCAACAAUCAUCGAUCAUAACGGAUCCAAUAAUUGAAGGUGAAAAUUUCGAUAUUCAUCUUGAACCGAUGCAGAUACGUACAUUUUUAAUCGAUAUUAAACGAAAUUAAAUUUCAUAAAUAUUUAAUAUCAAAUCAAAUAAUAAAAUGAAUCAAAAAAUA
Molecule: messenger RNA, 3115 nt
Organism: Dermatophagoides farinae (American house dust mite)
Lineage: Eukaryota; Metazoa; Arthropoda; Arachnida; Sarcoptiformes; Pyroglyphidae
Product: lysosomal alpha-mannosidase
Biological process (GO): mannose metabolic process
Cellular component (GO): lysosome
Molecular function (GO): carbohydrate binding; alpha-mannosidase activity
Source: RefSeq, a predicted model, not a curated record